This is a messenger RNA of Verticillium alfalfae VaMs.102, 429 nucleotides long. RefSeq lists its product as hypothetical. NCBI's taxonomy places the organism in Eukaryota, Fungi, Ascomycota, Sordariomycetes, Glomerellales, Plectosphaerellaceae. The transcript has a single exon. The coding region runs from base 1 to 429 and encodes 142 amino acids. The record is from RefSeq and is a predicted model, not a curated record. Gene Ontology annotation, molecular function: carbon-sulfur lyase activity.
AUGAACGUCGCCUGCCAGUGCGGCUCCAUCGCCUUCCGCACCCCAACCCCCGCCCCGGUCGCUGUAUACCUCUGCCACUGCAACGAAUGCCGCAGGCAGUCCUCCUCCGCCUUUGGCAUAUCCGCCACCUUUCCCGCCGCCGACCCGCCGCCGCUGUCUGACCCUGCCCUUCGCGCACGCCUCGGCGUGUGGUCGCGCGCCACCAAGACAGGCAACACGCUCGACUGCUAUUUCUGCAAGACGUGCGGUGCGCGCAUCGUGCAUCACGGCCGCAGUGCGCAGGGGGUGGCGCGGCCAACGGCGAACAUCAAGGGCGGCCUGAUCGAGGGCCUCAGUCUCGAGGGCGCCUCGCACAUUUGGACCCGCGAAGCCGUUGUGCCUAUUCCCGCCGGAGCUGUCAGCUGGCGCGAGUCGCCGCCGCCGUCGUGA